Lactuca saligna is the source of this 1326-nucleotide messenger RNA. The record is from the annotation of a GenBank genome assembly. NCBI's taxonomy places the organism in Eukaryota, Viridiplantae, Streptophyta, Magnoliopsida, Asterales, Asteraceae.
AUGACAAAGUUCCCUGAAAAGGAAAGUUUUAGAAUUUUCAAAGAAAAGAUGACAAAUAUGAUUGUUAAAGAAAAAACUGAAAGCAAAACACUUUUUAAUUUUCCAAUUAAUGAAACUGGAGUUGAAGGAAUCAAUUUGACACCAAUAAUGGGUCAAAAAACAAAUGAUCAAACAGAAAAUGAAGAUAAAGAGGGAAAUGGUGAAGAAGAUAGUGAUAAUGGUGCAAGUCAACCAGAAGUAGAUUAUUUGCUUGAUUCAAAUGAAGCAGAUAAUGAAGAAAUAAAGAAUAAUGCAGAUAAGAAUAAAAAAAAAGGUGAAAUUGGAUUAAAUGAGAAAGAUGGAAAGAGGAAUGAAAAUGAGAAUGAUGAAGAGGAAAAAGAUGAUCAUGCUGAGGAAACAAAUAAUCAUGAGGAGACUAUUCAACAAACUGAAAAUGAAAAUUUAUUGGAUAAAGUUGUUGAUAACAUUGUGGACAAUGUCCUUGGAAUUGGAAUUUCAAGGUCACCAAUGAGUACAUGUAAAACUAAUACUCUUGUAGAAAAGGAAAAAUCAGAAGGUGUACAUGAACAAGGAACAAAAGUUGAAAAAACAAAGGGAGAUGAUACAGAUAGAAAUGAAGGAGGAACAGAAGCUAAGAACACGAAAGAUGGAGGUGAAGAAAAACAUACAGAAACUGAGAAAGGAAAUGCAGAAGAUAAAGAUACUCAUCCAAGCUUUAGUCCAGGUCUUAGUCAAGAUUCAUAUCAAACUUCAAGUAAAAAAUCUAAUGAAUCUUCACCAAAAAAACCACUUACAAAGAAACAAAUUAAAGACAUCCAUCAGAAGGUUGUUAUCAGAUUAGCAAAGAAAAAUGUUCUUAAUCCAAAUCCAAUCUUUGUAUCAAUUCCUACUGAAGUAGGACCAUCAAAACAUGAUCUGGAUCAACCAAGAGAGAAGAAACUUGCUAAUGCUUUCAAAUCACCUUUCAAGUGCAAAAUAACAGACACAAAACCCAAACUGACACAUCAGGAGAGUAUUGUCUGUGAAUGGCUGUUCAGCUUACAAGGCAAUACAUCAGAUGUGGUUGUCCAGACAAAAUAUGGUCAGAUAAUAGAAAGGACUGCUUAUCUAACUUCAACAUUGUCUAAUGAAAGAAAGUAUGAAAAAUUCAAGGAGAACUUUCAUGAGAGUACCAAUGGGUACAAAAAAAUCUUGAACAUAAAUGAUAUUGACAUGGCUAAGGUGGUGGAUCUUGCUGAAAAAUAUCAAAAAGUUGAAUUCAAAGUGCGUACUGAUCAUGCAUACAAGGCUAUGCAAACAAUUCAAAAAAGGUUAAAAGAAUAUUGA